CAAAUGGUAAACCUCGACAGAGUGCUACAAUGUCUUUUGUGUCAAUUUUUAAAUUGAGUUUGAUCAACGCAUACGUGACUUUGUUCUACCUGACCAGAAAAAAAAAAAAACGAACUGCACUGCACUACAAACUCGCGUCAACCUUCAAACCAAACGACCAUGGCAGAAUCCGUUGACAACUCUCUCACCGAUCGCAUCCUGCGUUUAGUGUCCAAGCAAGACAGUUUGCCCGAGUUUCCAGCCGACGCUGAAGAUCUACCUUCGGAUUACGAGUAUGAUCCCGACGCCGACGAGGAGAUUGAAGAGGUCGAAGAAAUAAGCGAGAAUGACUUGUUGCAAUACCUAGAAAGUGAGCGGUCAGCACUCUCUGUGGCGAAACAACUCUUUUUUACGGAACAGCUGGAAAAUGCGAAUCAGCUGCAACUUCAAGUUCUGUCACCAGACGAUGUACAUACUCUCUACAACGUUGGCGCUGUUGUUAUAGACAACGUCAUUGACCCAGCUAUCAUUCGAGGUGCUAACCAAGAGGCUGCGGUUAUGAAGGACAAUGGCGAGUUCCAACCUGCCCAGCAGUAUCGCAAGGAAGGCGAUGAUAUGUUUAGAGAUGAGACCGCGCGCGAUGACCAGACCGUCUGGCUCGAUCCGGCAAUAGACUAUGAACAGGAAUCAAAGCAACACCUGAAUCAAGUCUUGAGAAUGAUCAGCCAAGGUCUCCUUCAAGACUUGUCGAAAAUCAUACAUCUCAACGGCAAAGUAGAAUACCAAUUAGCAUACUAUCAUCCACAAAAUGCGCGCUACGAGCGUCACAGGGACGCCUUUCCUGUAUCAGACCGAGAAGAUGUUACUCAGCGACGUGUGACAGCUAUUGUGUACCUCAACCCUGACUGGGUGCAAGGCGAUGGUGGCGAACUUCGGAUAUUUGGAAAGAACGGUGAAGCUGAUCAAGAUAUUGCUCCCAUCGCCUCUCGCAUGGUUGUAUUUCUUAGUGGUGUAGCUGACCAUGCUGUCGUUGCCGCCUCUCAAGAUCGAUAUGCUUUGACAGCAUGGAUUCGAUAGACUUAUAAAGAUAUCUAUGUACAAUAUUGCCAUUCAAAUUGGAAACUGCCAAAAUCUUGAAAACUUUUUUAUUUCUUUUCAAAUCAGAUCAGAUGAAUCAAAACUUACUUUGUUAAAUACGCAUUGCCAAUAUAAACAAUGUCUUUUUCUUUUUUUCUAUGUACAUCCCAUUACUUCAGCAAGUUUGCCCUCGUUAGCAAGCAUGGAAAUAUCAUCGGAGCCACCAAUGCUGACACCGUUGACAAAUAUAUUGGGGAAGGUAGUUCUUCGAGACAAAUUGUACAAAGCUUGCUUUAUGCCCAUUUGAUCGGCCUGAAGAUCGACUUCCAAGACAGUGUAUUGGCCCGGGCAAUGUUGGUUGAGCACCAUCUUUGCUCUCAUGCAAUAAGGGCUAU
This is a messenger RNA of Umbelopsis ramanniana AG, 1451 nucleotides long. RefSeq lists its product as uncharacterized. The coding region runs from base 160 to 1056 and encodes 298 amino acids. Gene Ontology annotation, biological process: cellular response to hypoxia. Lineage: Eukaryota; Fungi; Mucoromycota; Umbelopsidomycetes; Umbelopsidales; Umbelopsidaceae. The transcript has 2 exons. Gene Ontology annotation, molecular function: ferrous iron binding; peptidyl-proline dioxygenase activity; L-ascorbic acid binding. The record is from RefSeq and is a predicted model, not a curated record.